This is a messenger RNA of Eurypyga helias (sunbittern), 1056 nucleotides long. RefSeq names its product ring finger protein 34, E3 ubiquitin protein ligase (gene RNF34). The coding region runs from base 16 to 1056 and encodes 346 amino acids. The record is from RefSeq and is a predicted model, not a curated record. Gene Ontology annotation, molecular function: ubiquitin protein ligase activity. NCBI's taxonomy places the organism in Eukaryota, Metazoa, Chordata, Aves, Eurypygiformes, Eurypygidae. The transcript has 5 exons. Gene Ontology annotation, biological process: protein K48-linked ubiquitination; negative regulation of extrinsic apoptotic signaling pathway via death domain receptors; proteasome-mediated ubiquitin-dependent protein catabolic process. Gene Ontology annotation, cellular component: cytoplasm; plasma membrane.
GCGGGAGCUACUUCCAUGUGGGCUUCCUGCUGCGGCCUGCUGAAUGAAGUCAUGGGCACUGGAGCCGUCCGCGGGCAGCAGGCUGGCUUUGGGGGAGCUGCUGGCCCGUUCAGAUUUGCACCGAAUACAGACUUCUCGGCAUACCCUUCUCCGGCUGCGGCGGGCGCUAACAUAGUCUGCAAAGCCUGUGGGCUUUCCUUUUCCGUUUUUAGGAAAAAACAUGUGUGUUGUGACUGCAAGAAGGACUUCUGCUCCGUGUGUUCCGUCUUACAGGAGAAUCUCAGAAGAUGCUCCACUUGUCACUUGCUGCAAGAAACAGCCUUUCAGCGGCCUCAGCUAAUGCGACUGAAAGUCAAGGAUCUGCGUCAGUAUCUGAUUCUCAGAAACAUCCCAACGGAUACUUGCAGGGAGAAGGAAGACUUGGUGGAUCUUGUGCUGUGCCACCACGGGUUAGGUUCGGAGGAGGACAUGGACACUAGCAGCUUGCGUUCGUCACGCUCGCAGACUUCGGGGUUUUUUACUCAUCCGUUUUCUAUGUCUGUAUCGGUGUCGUCCCAAGGAGAGCUUGCAAACAGAAGGGGGAGCACAGGAAACGGAACACCUUUACGGGGACCAACUGAAACGUCUCCUAUAAAUAACGAAGAAGACGACAGUGCGGAAGAGCAGACCCCGGGGCUGUCCAGAAAGCGAGCGAGGGCAUCUCUGUCCGAUAUUUCAAGUCUGGAGGACAUUGAAGGAUUGAGUGUUCGGCAGCUGAAGGAAAUCCUUGCGUGUAACUUCGUCAACUACUCGGGAUGCUGUGAAAAAUGGGAACUUGUGGAAAAAGUGAGCAGGCUCUACAGAGAGAGCGAGGAAAACCACAAGACACAGGGCGAGAAGAUGCAGCUGAAUGAGGAUGACGACAACCUGUGUCGGAUCUGCAUGGACGCCGUCAUCGACUGCGUCCUGCUGGAGUGCGGCCACAUGGUCACUUGCACCAAGUGCGGCAAGAGGAUGAGCGAGUGCCCCAUCUGCCGACAGUACGUCGUGCGGGCCGUGCACGUCUUCAAGUCCUAG